CUCCCGUCAACGCGCCAUUUCCCAUUUACCUACCACCACCGUAGCGUUACCCGAGUCCCAUUAGAAAAAAAACAAUAGAACUUUAGACGAUUAAUUAUCGAUAAUUGGAAAUCAAAUCGGUAUUUAGUGAGUGUGUGACUGCCAGUGAUGUGUUGUGUUCUUUUUUUGAAAUGAAAAGGUGACUAGUUUUACUUCUUUUUUCAUAUAAUUAAGCAUUUUUUAUCUGUGGCUGCACUAAUCAUUGGCCGAUUCCUGGCGCUAGAAUGCGCGAUACUUUUGAUUAAAUCGGAGUUGAAAUGAAGGACAGGAUAGAUACAUCACAAACGCUUGACCUCUUACGAAGAACAAAAUUACAAAGGUGCGCGAUGCCGUCGCGACGGUGGUAGAGCACCGGAGGGCGGCCGGAUGCGGCCCGCGCGUGCCCGUCCGCCCGCCGCCUCCGUCACUUAGCGCCGCCCGCGCUCCCGCCGCGCUGCGACUAUGCGCAUGGCAAGCGCCCUGCCCACUCUGCUCGCGGUGCUGUGUGGUGCAGUGGCGGACGCGGGCGACAUGAUAGCCAACGUGAGCCGCGUGCGCCGCGCGCCACAGCCUCACUACUCGCACCGCGUCGUGACGGACGAGGAUUUCGACAUGACUGCGGCAGCGGCGUGGAAGCGCUCGCACUGGCGCGACAUGCAGUCCAUACUCCGACGCGAGGGCAACCAGAAGGAGGGCGUGCAGUGUUGCCCCUCCGUCCUCGAGAUGGUCACCAAGAAGGGAGGGCGCACCCCCACCGGUCUCUACGUGGAACUCUACGAGGACGGGGAGAACCAGCAGAGACUGUUCGAGGUGUCGUGUGCCCCCAACGUGGUUGACAAGCCGUGCCGCUUCGUCGACGCGCGACUGUACAACGAAUCGAGGUGCAUCCAAAAGUACUCAUAUUCGUACGCUCUCGUGCGAUACCUGCACUCAGCCGCGACGGAGACGCCGCAGCCGCGGACCGAGGGCCACUUCUCUGUGCCAGGCUCCGGCGGCUGGUCCAUGGACUAUGUGCGUGUGCGCGCCGGUUGUGAGUGCCAAAUUAAACCCAAAACAAAUAAACCCGCCCGCAGAAGACACAAGCAGAGGAAGAGGAAUAGGAGAGUGGUGGAAGAUGACGAGACCUGAUUCUGGGCUCAGUGCUAGUGAAUUCGUGACUUUGAACAAAUUUGGGAUCGUCCCUUAGUAUUACGUUUACAAAGAUACCUUUUCUGAUGUUUUCUCUUCGGUUCGGAACAGUGUCGUGUACAGAACAGCAGCCGAGCUAUGACUGUCAGCGCCGCGCUGUGCGCUGCGGAUGGUUUCUCGUUACCUACUUCAAGUGCACACUUGAGCGGUACUCUGCUGUCGGUCGAUGUAUCAAUGUAUUUAUUUUAUUUUUCGUCUAUAUUACGCUUCUUGUUGUAGUCCGUUAGUAAUUCUCGAUCUUAUGAAAUUAAAGUGCCUUUUAGUGCCUUAGAUUUAAAUAGUUCACUAUGUGCUGGGAAUUGUUGAAAUUUUGAUUCCAAUGCGUUAUCUGUAUGUUUAGUAUUAAAUGUAAAGACUAAUGUCACACGAAUAGUGAAAGAUCAAUAAUCGAAAUCUUAGCUAUUAGUUGAAAAUCAUCACAAGUUUAGUAAUGUUGACUAAUGUUCCCGAGGUGACGUUACUACCAUGUCCGACUCUUUAAUAUUCAUACAAAAUGAUAUUCGUGUGACACUCGCUUACAAACUACAUGAUAAUGUAAUAGUUACCGGUUGAUCGAGGUGCAUAGAUGUAAUACGACUUCACUGCGCUGCCGCUACACUUUCAAUUAAUUUUAAGUUAAAAAACAACGUUUUGUAUGUACCACGUACUACGAUCAGCACCAAGAACAGAAUGGUCCAUGCAAUAGUAUUUCACUGAGCUUGUAUUUCCGAAAUUUGGCUAUUUCCCAAAUAAUUUCUCGGGAUUGAAUUCCAAGCUAGUAUUCAUCCAGAUGUCGGGCAUAUCAGUAUCGUACAGUUUCACAACUCUCUGGCUGGAAUAAUUCUUUCUUUACGUUUCCAGUAAUUCUUUCUUGUCAUCCAUAGCUCUUUCACUUCUAGCAUUUCUAGUUUUAAUAAAACUGAACUGUUUCUUCGCUAUUUGUAUUUAGUUUCCCUUGUGUUUCCCUUGUGUUUCUUCUCCGUUAGUUAUUGUAUUUGUUUCAUCUGCCUAGUCCAUAGUACAUGGUACAUGAAUUUCGUUGAUAAUAACAGUAAAGAGCAGUCUGUGAUCACUUCUACACGUUCAAUAAGCCGUAGUGGAGUCACAAUGAUUCUCUUGCGAAACAAUGUAUUUAAUGAUAGUGCCUAAUAUUUCAUGAUUAAAUCAAUAAAAUAAAUUUAAAGAAUAUUUGUAAUAAGUAGUUUGCCUAAUAUCUUUUCUCUUCUACUCAUCCACAUUGUUUGGUCUACCAUUGAGAUAAUACCUACAUAUUUCAUUGUCAUUAACUUUAUCGGCAGCUACUACCUACGUCUUUUAAGUAUUUCUAGUAUACACUAUCAUCUUUAUUUUUAAAAUUGUUCCACGCGCUACUUUUUUCUGCUAAUGCCUUUCGGUUUUCGCCAAAGUUUUAGCAGAUGGUUGUUUCACAUGAGGAUCAUUGCCAGAUAAAGUCGUUCCACUGAUUAUAAUGCUCUCUUCCCUUUUAAAAUUAAGGAUAUUUAUUCAAAGUUAACAAUUUAUAAUUUUUUUGUUAUUAUUUGUAACAGUACUUACUUCUUAAACAUAAGUGCGUCGAGUCAAAGAUCUGUAUUAUUUUCUAUUUUGUAAUACUUUUAUUGUAUUUAAAAAUGUAGUUAUAUUUUUAAGGAUUAAUUUCAUUCUAUUUAUACUGUUUAAUACGAGGUAUUCCGAUAUACAGUAUGAAUGCUAGUUUGUACGUAGAAAUCGCUUCCAUAAAAUAUAAUUGAUGUAUAUAAAUAACGCAAUAGUAUUGUGGACUGAGAUUAUUUUGUGCAUUUAGAUGUGUAAUAACAGAACGAGAGAAUAUUUUUAUAAUAAGAUAACGCUAUCCAUCGACAAUAAAAUUUUAAUAUCAACAUGCAGCGUCAUCUCUUGACGAGUAGUGGCAACCAUUUAAUUUGUGGGUUAACUGCUAGAUGUCGCUGUCUUCAUAUACCUGUCUAACAUUACGCAGAACAGUGCCAUGUUUAAUUAAUUUUAAUUAAGUAACUCAAUAAAAUGAUUUAUUGGUUUACUGAAUAAUAAAUAGAGAUGUUAAUGCAUGUAUAUGUAUAGUUCUAUUACCAGUUGACAUUCAAUGUACUUACCAUCGAGAUGCUUACAUCAACAAAAUUUAUGUAAUAACGAAAUAAUAAUAUCCAAGUGCAAUGUGUCAUAGUUGGUAUACCUGUAAAGUAUUUAAUUAAGUAAUUACAAAUCAUGCAAACUACUAUAACAAUGUUAUCCAUCAUCACAACAGCUAUACGUUAUUUUAUUGUUGACAUCAAAAACAAAACUUUAAAUAAAAUAAAAAUCUGAAAUAGCAAAAA
Spodoptera litura is the source of this 3515-nucleotide messenger RNA. RefSeq lists its product as uncharacterized. NCBI's taxonomy places the organism in Eukaryota, Metazoa, Arthropoda, Insecta, Lepidoptera, Noctuidae. The record is from RefSeq and is a predicted model, not a curated record.